UCCAAAAUCCAACCCCUAUUAAGGGGAGUGGUUUUAUUUGUUGCUCGCACGAGCCAUGUUGCGAAAACCUUAACGUCGAAAUUGGUAGCCACACAUUUCAUUUCAUUCCAGUGGAAACCCUAGCACGCGACACAUUAAAUUAAUUGUGACACUGCGUUUUGGAUGUGAGUGCGCGUCUAUAAUUGGAACAUCCGGUACAUAAACUUCAGUUGUUGACUCAGUUUAGUGACCACGUUGAACUCUGUGAUGCAUCUUAACCUUUCCGUUUGUCUAAUUAAUUAAUACUGUGCGUUGUUAAUUGUGCUUUUAACAAAUGGCUUCGAUCAGCGUGGUCCACUACAAUUCCGCGUCCCCGCACAAGCUGAACGUGCUGCAGCAGACCAACACGAACAAACGGGAGGUGAUAGUGAUUAGGAAACCGCAAAACAUUCUUCCACAGCCUGAAGACUACAACAAGGAAGCAAUCCUGGUGAACAACGCGAAGAAAAAACCGGCGAAACCGGCAGCCAAAACGUCGCCUCAACCAGUGGCGGUGGCCAGAAGAAACGCGCGCGAAAGAAACCGCGUCAAACAGGUAAACAAUGGUUUCGCCAACCUGAGACAGCACAUACCGAAUUUCAUCGCACAAGCCUUCGAAUCCAGCAACGGCAGGGGCGGAAACAAGAAACUCAGCAAGGUGGAAACCCUCCGAAUGGCCGUGGAGUACAUCAGAAGUCUGGAGGACAUCUUGGCCAUGGAUAAUCCUCAGGGAACCACCAGCGAGUUGCAAAAUCAGAUCCAGUACAACUAUCCGGAGUUGUCACCUUCCGAAGACGGUUUCGACGAGGACGACGUGUCGUUGACUCAGACUCCUCCUCCUCCUCCUCAGCAGUUUAUUAAAAUCAACACCUCGUCGAACACCUAUCAAAUUAUACCGGGCAAUCUGUACGAUAACUCCGAGAAUCUCGACCCUCUGAUUAUGAGUAACCAGAUUAUUUCAGACACAAUGAUUGACCCCAAUUUGGACUUUACGAUGAACCAAGAUUUGUCCUACUUGAACAGUAUUCAAACAACAGGGAGUCUUUCUCCUGGCAUGUACAGCGAUCAGUCGUUGUCGCCUACCUCCUUGGAGAUGUCAGACCAAAAAUCUUACAUCCCCGUCUUCAACAGUCCGAUACAAGACGACGUAAAAAUGAGACUGAGUCCGAACGUACAAAUUAAGGAGGAAACUGAUAAUUUACCGGUUAUUUCGCUGAAAUCCGAACACGAGGUUCCUGAAGGCCAGAAGGACAAUGUCAUUGACGUUAUCCAAUGGUGGGAAGAGCAGCAACCACCUACCGUCAGAAGGAGCUAGCACUAGGAAUCGAUUUGCCAGUUUGCCAUAAGUGAUCUCAGAAGAAUGGACUUACUACACAUUGUAAGAUUCUAGAAAUUCUAGCAAUCUAGUCUAAGUUAUACUCGUAUAUAUUUAUAAUUUAUUUUGUAUAUAGUACUGU
This is a messenger RNA of Aethina tumida (small hive beetle), 1475 nucleotides long. It is a transcript of the gene Ase, whose product is annotated as achaete-scute complex protein T8. The record is from RefSeq and is a predicted model, not a curated record. Bases 314 to 1333 code for a protein of 339 amino acids. Lineage: Eukaryota; Metazoa; Arthropoda; Insecta; Coleoptera; Nitidulidae. The transcript is spliced from 2 exons. Gene Ontology annotation, biological process: developmental process; regulation of transcription by RNA polymerase II. Gene Ontology annotation, molecular function: protein dimerization activity; RNA polymerase II transcription regulatory region sequence-specific DNA binding; DNA-binding transcription factor activity, RNA polymerase II-specific.